This is a messenger RNA of Anarrhichthys ocellatus (wolf-eel), 1613 nucleotides long. RefSeq names its product urate (5-hydroxyiso-) hydrolase a (gene uraha). The transcript is spliced from 5 exons. The coding region runs from base 1164 to 1601 and encodes 145 amino acids. Gene Ontology annotation, molecular function: hydroxyisourate hydrolase activity. Lineage: Eukaryota; Metazoa; Chordata; Actinopteri; Perciformes; Anarhichadidae. The record is from RefSeq and is a predicted model, not a curated record. Gene Ontology annotation, biological process: purine nucleobase metabolic process.
ACUAACGCGAUGCUUCAUUUUCCACAAGUUGUUCACAGUUGAUGAGACUUCAAACUCCUGUGACAACAACAUGGCAGCCAGGUCAAAACGGAUCAAUAGGUACAGUACAUUUUCUGCAUAUGGUUAUUUUAAGAAAGUUUGGUUGUUCUACUAUAUUUCUUUCAGAAAAACGACUAGUGGUGGAGAUACUGCAGAUGUAAAAUGUGUGCAAGAAAGUAUUUCUACCACUAGCUGUGUCUCUGAAAAGCCAUUUUAGCUAAAGACUGAGUUAAUAACUGACAUACUAUGGCCACAGGGAGAAAAUGGUAAUAACUAUUGGUUGUUUUUAUGUGACCCUUUAAACAACAAUAUUUUGACUAAGCAUAAAAAGUGACCAGAUGCUGAGUGCAUAGUUUAGGAUGUUCAUGUGGUCAAAUGGUGCGGUUAGUUCAUAUUGGAAAUAGGACAUGAUAGCUAACUAGAAACUGUCAAAUCAUAUCAGGAAAUGUAGUUGGAAUAAUUAAUGUUAAUUGUUGAGAACAAUUUCUUUACUGAUGACACACUGUCCUAAACGAAGCAUAUUCCAUUUGACGAUAAAGUCCAAGAGUCAUAGUAGAAAGCUCUGGCAAUAGCUCAUUAAAUGGACCUUCAGUUUAGAAUGUUUACCACAGUUCAUGUCACAGAGAUUUUUGACAGUUGUUUCUAAGAAAAACUAAAAAAUAUAGUAGCAUUAAGAAAUUACAGCAAUACUUUCAAAGAAAAACUCCAAUAGCCCGAUGUAAUAGUCACCAUGUUUUAAUGUGUUCACAGAGUAGUGCUUGUUGUCAACAUUUAGCUCUAAAAGAUCCCUCAUGUUUGAAAUUAUUACAUUGAACACUCUGGUUUGAAUGUCAUUAAAAUGAGAGCGGGUUGAGAGGAGGUAUCACAGCACGUGUCUUAACCAUUAUAAUUCGAGCAGGAAGUGUAUUUAGGGUUCAUUAAGAUAAACAUAUGUCAGAAAAUGAAAAGAAACGUUAAUUUUACUUCAAUUAUUAUGUGCUUGUCUGCAUGUGCCUCGGCCUCUGAGCAGUCCACUUUCAUCAUCCUUUUCCACUAAGUUCAAAGUGCUGAAAGCAAAGAGUGACAAAAGGAGCUCUUGCAAAACCGGUCUUCUGUUGACAGAAAGAUAAGCGCUUGAGUGCUGAAUGUCAUGUGGAAUAGCACACAUGAGCGCGUACAGGCUGCAGCAACUCAACGGUCAUAUUUUGCCUGGAAAUAAGAUCACAGCAAUGGCAGGCCCUAGUCCCCUGACCACCCAUGUGCUGAACACGGCAAUGGGUGUCCCUGGUGCGAACAUGGGCCUCAGUCUCUAUCGACAAGACCCCUCUACUGGUACCUGGAGUUUGAUAACCACUGGGAUCACUAAUGCUGAUGGACGCUGCCCAGGACUCAUCACAACCCAAAUGUUUACUUCUGGGGUUUAUAGAUUGCACUUUGAGACUGCUCAGUACUGGGAGAGUAUGGGAGAGACCUGCUUCUACCCGUAUGUUGAGAUUGUCUUCACUAUAAAUGACCCGGGCAAAAAGUACCAUGUCCCACUACUCCUGAGUCGGUUUUCUUAUAGUACGUACAGAGGGAGCUAGAAAUCAACAGUG